Messenger RNA from Oncorhynchus keta (chum salmon), 1147 nucleotides. RefSeq lists its product as uncharacterized. NCBI's taxonomy places the organism in Eukaryota, Metazoa, Chordata, Actinopteri, Salmoniformes, Salmonidae. The record is from RefSeq and is a predicted model, not a curated record. The coding region runs from base 1 to 951 and encodes 316 amino acids. The transcript has 4 exons.
AUGAAAUGCUUUGCUCAGUUAGGGGCAUUGGUUAGUGUCAUAGGUCAUGUAGCAUUGGUUAGAGGUAGUGUCAUAGGUCAUGUAGCAUUGGUUAGAGGUAGUGUCAUAGGUCAUGUAGCAUUGGUUAGAGGUAGUGUCAUAGGUCAUGUAGCAUUGGUUAGAGGUAAUGUCAUAGGUCAUGUAGCAUUGGUUAGAGGUAGUGUCAUAGGUCAUGUAGCAUUGGUUAGAGGUAGUGUCAUAGGUCAUGUAGCAUUGGUUAGAGGUAGUGUCAUAGGUCAUGUAGCAUUGGUUAGAGGUAGUGUCAUAGGUCAUGUAGCAUUGGUUAGAGGUAGUGUCAUAGGUCAUGUAGCAUUGGUUAGAGGUAGUGUCAUAGGUCAUGUAGCAUUGGUUAGAGGUAGUGUCAUAGGUCAUGUAGCAUUGGUUAGAGGUAGUGUCAUAGGUCAUGUAGCAUUGGUUAGAGGUAGUGUCAUAGGUCAUGUAGCAUUGGUUAGAGGUAGUGUCAUAGGUCAUGUAGCAUUGGUUAGAGGUAGUGUCAUAGGUCAUGUAGCAUUGGUUAGAGGUAGUGUCAUAGGUCAUGUAGCAUUGGUUAGAGGUAGUGUCAUAGGUCAUGUAGCAUUGGUUAGAGGUAGUGUCAUAGGUCAUGUAGCAUUGGUUAGAGAUAAUGUCAUAGGUCAUGUAGAAUUGGUUAGAGGUAGUGUCAUAGGUCAUGUAGCAUUGGUUAGAGGUAGUGUCAUAGGUCAUGUAGCAUUGGUUAGAGGUAGUGUCAUAGGUCAUGUAGCAUUGGUUAGAGGUAGUGUCAUAGGUCAUGUAGCAUUGGUUAGAGGUAGUGUCAUAGGUCAUGUAGCAUUGGUUAUAGGUAAUGUCAUAGGUCAUGUAGCAUUGGUUAGAGGUAAUGUCAUAGGUCAUGUUGCAUUGGUUAGAGGUAAUGUCAUAGGUCAUGUAGCACCUUAAGAAAAUGUUGUUUUUGUAAAUAAACUAGUAAAUAAAUAUGUAUCUCUCUAUAUAUUUGCAGUACUUUAGCACAGAAGAAAAUAGGAUGUCAUGUAAAUGCUAUUUUUUUUAAUUGUGAUUAUUUCGCACAGUUGUAUCUAACUAGGUCCACAUUGUGGUGGUCUAUGCUGGAAUAAUAAAUUGCUCGUAAAUCCUG